AUGCCUCGUAUGACCUCCGACAGAGAAGCAGCUUCGAAGAUGCUACGAUUCGUGGGGCGAUGCAUUGUCAACCAAAUCAUUAUCACAUCAGCUGAGAUCGGUAUCUCUAAUUCUGUACCAAAGUACGAACGUCGUAAACAGCUUGCACCAUCAUGUGCAGUAAAAGCAAAUAUCCGUCAUGACCCACUGUGGUCUGACAAAGUUCCCAACAGUAAGCGCGCAGAUAGCACAGCCUAUCGCCCCAACAACUUCUCAGCGCCUCUGAACCCGCCAUUACAGGAUAUAGAUCAGGCGUCGUCAUGGCAGGUGUCACAAUUCGUACCAAGCCCGUUUGAUCAUUCGAGGAGAGAGAGAAAGACAAGAGUCACCGAAUCUGGCACGUGA
This is a messenger RNA of Plenodomus lingam JN3, 384 nucleotides long. The record is from RefSeq and is a predicted model, not a curated record. Lineage: Eukaryota; Fungi; Ascomycota; Dothideomycetes; Pleosporales; Leptosphaeriaceae.